ACUACAGGUGCAGUAUAUGUAGUGUACGUGUGUCGACGUACGUUUGUACCUUGGGCUAAGCUUAUACUUAUUAGGCCUAGCUGGUCAUUUCCAACUUUCAAAACUUAGGCCUAUUUCUUUGUAUUUACCGAUGCUCAGUUCAGCUCCAAUCAGCAGUUAGAGGAACAGUUUGUUAUUGAGGUACUUGAGACACUCAUCCCUGGGCCAUUUCCCCCUGCUGAUCUUGAGGGAGAAAUAUUUCUCAUCAUGGCAGUGUCAAAGAAGAAGACUGAAGAUGACAUUGAGCCAUUCUUCACAGCUGCUCAGUACAAAGAACUGUCAGAAUAUGAGAAGCUGAGACUGAGAAACAUCAAAGAAAAUUAUGACAUGAUGACAGAAAUUGGACUGAAGGUACCUAUGCCAGAGUUCAUGAAUGGGCCAUUUCGCAAGAGAAAGCCAAAAUACGUGGAUUCAAGUGACAGUGAUGAAGAAUGGACACCAGGAGGACUCCCAUUGUGUCGGAAAAAGAGGGCAUUUUCUGUUCCAGUGAAGAAGCAGAAGAAACUGGGCUCCAUCUUCGAGAAAUCUAAGGGUCCCUCUUCAAAAGCACCCAAGCAAAGAGAUGAUGAAGACACUUUUGACUACCUUGGUCGUGUGACAAUCAACGAUGACGGUGACUUAAUACCAGUAGAAAAUCCCCAAUCUGAUCUGACACCUCCUGAACUGAAAAAGAAAUCGAGCCAAAAAACAGGUUUGGACAGGUCAAAGCAACCACAACGCCGAUACCCUCAACGAGUUGGUGCUACAAAAAGCUACAAGGAACUGGAUGGGCCCAGUGAUGACAGCUAUGUGUACUGUGAAGAUUGUCACGAGCUGUACGAGAAAGACUGUCCGCAGCACCCAUUGACCAUCAUUGGAGACUCUCUGGUCCCCAAAGGGUGCAGAGAACACGCCAAGCAAAGUCUUCCCCAGGGAUUGGUUGUCAAAGAAGCCGGGAUUGAGAAUGCUGGUCUGGGGGUUUGGGCAGAGAAAUCUUUUCCCAAAGGUGUGAGGUUUGGACCUUAUGGAGGAGAGAUUGUGGGAGAAGAUGUAGGCCAAGACAGUGGCUACGCAUGGGAGGUUUUUGGUCACAGUGGAAAAAGCCAUUAUGUGGAUGGCAAGAACCCUAACAAAGGCAACUGGAUGCGAUACGUCAACUGCGCGUGUUCCGAAGCAGAGCAGAACCUCAUCGCCUACCAGUACUGUGGCCAGAUCUACUACAGGAGUUUCAAGCCAAUCCACCCAGGCCAGGAGUUAUUGGUAUUCUAUGGGGAGGAAUACGCCACUGAGCUAGGAAUUGUGAUGACUACAGCUGAUGAUGUCCAAAAUGAAAAAAAUAAAGAGCGACAUCCAUGUCCAAAGUGCAGCAAGAUCUUCACUGAUUACAAGUUUUUAGCAGCACACAUUCGGCAUUCCCACCAGUCUUCAAAAGAGUGGUAUGACUACCUGAAGCAACAGAAAAUCAAGGUGUCUACCUUCAAUGUCAAUGCCUGUAACAUCAAAGUGGCCUCUCAAAUGAAUCAUUCUCUCAGUGGUAAGAAGAAGUGGCUCAGGAAAAGGACUUUUCAGCAAAAAUCUUCAGUUGAUUUCAAACCCACAGUCUCAGCUGUACCCAGUGCUGCUGCCAAGUGCAGGCGGAACUACGUUUGCCGUUUGUGUGGAGUGUUUUUCAGCACUGAUGUAUCUUUGACAGAGCACAACCAAACAGCACACCAUGAUCAAGUUGCAACACAUCUAUCAAAAACUUGUCAAGAGGUUGCAAAUAAAAAACGCACCAACAUCAAAGAGAAAACAAAGAAGAGUACUUGCAGUGAAUCUAUGAAGAGUUAUGUUGAUGGAGAAAAUGGAAAAAUGCUGCAUACAUGCAGCCAGUGUGAUAAAUCAUUCAAAUGGAGUAGGGCACUUGAGGAUCGCCACUUUGACAAAUCAUCCACGCAGAGAGGUGCCUUGAUGAAGUGCAUCACAAUUAACAGUUCACAGUACUGA
Molecule: messenger RNA, 2004 nt
Organism: Acanthaster planci (crown-of-thorns starfish)
Lineage: Eukaryota; Metazoa; Echinodermata; Asteroidea; Valvatida; Acanthasteridae
Product: histone-lysine N-methyltransferase PRDM9-like
Biological process (GO): regulation of DNA-templated transcription
Cellular component (GO): nucleus
Molecular function (GO): histone methyltransferase activity; protein binding
Source: RefSeq, a predicted model, not a curated record